AAAAAGCAGCAGACGUCAACGUUUGAUGUCUAGAGUGGAAAAGCAGAAAACCGCAAGCUGCUUUUAGUGAAGAGAAAAUCGAAUCGAAACCGUUGCUGCGUAAGCUUAAAUCAGUUCCGCUAGACUCUGUUUUCCCCUGGGAGCCACCGGAAGCCGAUAGUGAACGGAAGUGACCGCACCCGGAGACGUUAUGGAACCGUAUGACGUGAUUUUCAACCAACCCGUCGUGAUAGAUAAUGGGUCGGGGAUGAUAAAGGCCGGUUUUGCCGGGGAUCACAUACCUAAAUGUCGCUUUCCGAACUACAUGGGUCGUCCGAAACAUGUUCGCGUUAUGGCCGGUGCAUUGGAAGGGGAUGUGUUUGUGGGACCUAAAGCUGAGGACUAUCGCGGUCUGCUGAGCAUCCGUUAUCCCAUGGAACACGGUAUCAUUACCGAUUGGAACGACAUGGAAAAGAUCUGGACGUACAUCUACAGCAAAGAUGAACUUUCCACGUUCGUCGAGGAGCAUCCAGUUCUUCUGACGGAAGCCCCGUUGAAUCCGAGAAAAAAUAGAGAGAAAGCAGCCGAAAUAUUUUUCGAAACCUUCAAUGUACCGGCUUUGUUUGUUUCGAUGCAGGCUGUCCUAAGUCUGUACGCCACCGGUCGUGUGACAGGUGUGGUGUUAGAUUCUGGAGACGGUGUUACUCAUGCCGUUCCCAUUUAUGAAGGUUUCGCAAUGCCACACAGCAUUAUGCGUGUGGAUAUCGCUGGUCGAGAUGUAACUCGCUACCUCAGAACGCUCAUCCGUAAGGAGGGCUUUAACUUCCGCACAACUGCUGAGUUCGAAAUUGUUCGACAAAUCAAAGAAAAAGUCUGCUAUCUGUCAACGAUUCCCCAAAAGGAGGAAAGCGUUGAUUCGGAAAAGGUCAAGUUCACACUUCCAGAUGGAAAUGUGCUUGAGAUUGGCCCGGCACGGUAUCGAGCACCGGAAGUUUUGUUCCGACCGCACAUGUUAGGCGAGGAAUGUGAAGGCAUUCACGAAGUGCUCAUGUAUUCUAUCCAGAAAUCAGAUAUGGAUCUCCGAAAAAUGCUGUAUCAGAACAUCGUUCUUUCUGGCGGUUCGACGCUUUUCAAAGGUUUCGGCGAUAGACUACUGUCGGAAAUCCGAAAGCAUGUUGCGAAGGAUAUGAAGAUCCGGAUCGCUGCUCCUCAAGAGCGUAUCUAUUCUACUUGGAUGGGAGGAUCUAUCCUGGCAUCAUUGGAUACUUUCAAGAAGAUGUGGGUUGCGAAAAGGGAAUACGACGAAGACGGUCAACGGGCAGUGCAUCGGAAAACAUUUUAAAUGUAAUGUUAGGGGGCUCGCAAUACGUGCAAAAACGCAAAGACACAAACACUUUUCACAUCUACUACGCAUCGUACUAAAAGGAACUCUCGUUCAUGCCUAUGUAUACUCUAAACCACCCUCACAGGACAGGACACAAACGAAGAACUGUUAUUUCUGGUCCAGAAGUGGGUGUCAUAGCGACACGUGACAGACAGUUCCAAGGUGAGUUGCUUUUUGUGUUCGAUAGGAUAAUGUGCAUCAUUGUGAAACAUGAAAAUCUGAUAGUUUGGUUAUAUAGAUCCCUACUAGGCAAGAAAAAAAAGUGUUUUAAUCGAAACUGUAUCUUCUUACAUCUUUAUUUAAAAUCAUUAAAAAAAGUUAAUAUUUGUAACAACAACUUCGUUGAAGCACGUUUGCUUGUUAGGGAAUUUUGAAGCAGCUAUGGUUAUCCAUUCAAUAACGUUUCGAUUUGAACGAACAUUCUACCUUAGGAGCUUUUCUAUUCGUCUAGCAUUAUUUAUUUUGUGUUGAAACUAUUUCGAAAAAUUAAAGGCGUUUCCUUCUUAUACGAGUUUUUACUUGUCGUCCAAACCAGAUUUUUAAAUAUGCACGUAGCUUCUUUUUUUUUAAUAAAGAUGUAAACAAUUACAGAAACGAUUUAUUAUGAAUAACUAAACAAGGAAUACUUAUUUUAAUUUAAUCCGAUGUUAUCCAGUUAUGGAAUAAUAUGCGAAUGUUUAAAAACGUUUUUUUUUUAUUUUGCUCCUGCUUAAUCUGUUAAUUAAAAAUUAUAAAAAUGAAAUUGUUAAAUUGAUAAUCACCUAUAUGUUAUUUGAUUUUUUUUUUUCUGUAACAAAUUUCGUUUCCUUAUGAUAUUCAUCCUUAAUUGAAUCUCUUAACCGCUCAAUUCUCUUCGAAAAAAUAAUUCAGUUAAAAGCUCCAACAAAUUGAAAUGAAACAAACAGACUUUCAGAUAAAGGUUGUUCCUUUUUCGGAUGGUUGUGAUUUUUUUUAAAACACGCUAAGUAAUUUGCAUUGUUUAUUCUUCGUUUUAAAUGAAACAAAAUUAAAUCUAGCAAAAUCUAAUUUCUGUAACUGUUUACACAAACGACAUUAACCAUUUUCCGCAUUGCUUUAUAGAUCCAUUCAUUCCACGCAAGCUGCAUGUUUUCAACUUAACAAGAUUUAACCAAAAUUGGUCACACCAGGUUCAAUCUAUCGGGACUCACGAGUAAAAUGCUUUCUAGAAGAAUAGAAAACAAACUUCGUUUCGCUUCCUUCUUCGGCAAAGGACUAAUAAUUUAUUAUACUUAUUUGAAUAACUGAAGACCAAUGAUUAAUAUGAACAAUGAAAUUCAAAAUAAUCGUAACUAAUCUAUUAGAUAUUAUUCAAAAAUUGAACGAGAUAGAUUAUGAUUAAAUCGCUUACGAUUAUUAUCCUUUGAUUGGGCUCGUUUUAAGCGAACUGAGACAGAAAAAUAUAAUAAUUUAUAUCAUA
Messenger RNA from Uranotaenia lowii, 2801 nucleotides. Its product is annotated as actin-related protein 1. NCBI's taxonomy places the organism in Eukaryota, Metazoa, Arthropoda, Insecta, Diptera, Culicidae. Bases 191 to 1321 code for a protein of 376 amino acids. The transcript has 4 exons. The record is from RefSeq and is a predicted model, not a curated record.